Aspergillus wentii DTO 134E9 is the source of this 1726-nucleotide messenger RNA. RefSeq lists its product as uncharacterized. The record is from RefSeq and is a predicted model, not a curated record. Gene Ontology annotation, molecular function: acyltransferase activity, transferring groups other than amino-acyl groups. The coding region runs from base 1 to 1311 and encodes 436 amino acids. Lineage: Eukaryota; Fungi; Ascomycota; Eurotiomycetes; Eurotiales; Aspergillaceae. The transcript is spliced from 3 exons.
AUGUCCCAACCAGAAACCACCGACUCAAUUCCCCCAUUAACCACCUACCCAGCAACCUCUGAAAGCGAGCAAAUCGCCGCCCUCCGCCUAAUCGCCGACAGCAUCGCCCAGCAACGCCAAACCGCCUCCUACGCCAUCAUCUCGCACCCUCUCACUCUAUCCCUAACUGCAAUCCCUCUCGCCGUCAUCUAUAAAUACCUAUACAAUGACCGAAGCGACUGGCCGAUCAUCGGGACAACGUGGGCGGGGUGUCUAAUGGCGGGGUUACUCCUCGUGCGACUCAUGACGAAUGCGUAUAUCGAGUUAGCCGAGAAAACAGGGACGUGGAGAUGGCUGCGCAGCACCCAAAAGCAAGACGCAGACGCAGACCAAGACACAGAAGAUGAUGUGGUACUCGUGACGAAAUACGGCCAAGAAAUCAUCGGUGCGUUAGUGUUGCGCGCCCCAGACUGCAUCUCCAGCGCAAACGCAGACGCAGACGCAGACGCAGACGCGGACUUUGCAUCGCGCGUGGCGAGUAUCCGCGCGUGGACUGUGGAAUUGCGAUAUCGACGCAAAGGAAUCGGGAGGGGGUUGCUCGAGGCUGCGGUGGGUGUUUGUCGGGAGCGAGGAUGGGAUGGGGUGGAGUUUGCGGUGGGACAUGCGCAUUCGGGGAGGUUGGGAUAUGGGGGGGUAUUUGAUGGGGUUUUUGAGGAGAGGGAGAGAUGGGGGAGGGGGGUUUUGGAGUGUAUACAGAGAGGGUCGUCUCCUUCUUCAUUUCUUUUCUUCAUCAUCUUCAUCAUUCUGAUUGAAUCUGCAUUUCAUUCACUUCCUGCCAUCUAUCUAUCUAUCUACACAUCUACACACAUCACAAUGUCAACAACAACCACCUCCGCCGCCGCCUCCUGCACAGGCAACAUCUACGUGAUGCCCAUCCAAGACGCCGCCUGCGCCGUCCCCUCCAAGUCAAACUACACAGACGUCAUGGACAAAUGCUGCAAGCCCGCCUCCGUGACCUCCUACAACGACGACUGCGCCUACUACUGCCUCGCGCAGGAGCAAUCCGUCGGCGCCCUCACAGACUGCCUCACUGACAACGGAGUCGGCUACAACGACGUCUGGUGCAACAGCGCCAACAAGUCCUCGACUGCGACGGCAUCGGUGUCGUCGGCGACGAACACGGGAACUGGAACGAGUUCGGGACAGAGUGCGAGUAAGACUGGGGGGGAUGAUGAGAGUGCGGGUGUGGUUUUGAGUCAGCCUGUUACGAAGAGUGGGUUGGGAUUGUUGGCGGUGUUGGUUUGCUCGGUUGCUAUGGGGGUUGUUGUUUGAUUGAUUGAUCCUAUUUGGAGGAUGGAUUAUUGAGUACGGAUGCAUAUAGUAGAACUAAUUAAUACCCUCAUGACUGAUGAAGAAGGACCAGUAGAUCAUUCAUGUAUGCACCAUGUAAGGGAUAAAGUAUGCAAUCACAUCAUCUACAUCAUCGCCAUAGCUGUCGUCACACAGCAUUACAUCAGACAAGAAAGCCUCCCCCAAACACCUCGACAUCUCCAACGCCAACGUAUCCAUCCUCAUCAACUCGCCCGAUACAGCGCGCAGAUAAGUUUCGGGGAGGGGAAGAUGGCAGAAAUAACCACGGGAGGUGCCUAUAUCCUAGAAAUGCUAGAUCAACCUGCCAUGUAUAUAGACGCUUAAUCCAAUAUCCUCAAUCCCACAAAAUCCGCCCCGUAAGCCUGCGAUCCCUUCU